Molecule: messenger RNA, 4021 nt
Organism: Adelges cooleyi (spruce gall adelgid)
Lineage: Eukaryota; Metazoa; Arthropoda; Insecta; Hemiptera; Adelgidae
Product: WD repeat-containing protein 11-like
Exons: 23
Coding region: 136-3564 (1142 amino acids)
Cellular component (GO): cytoplasm
Molecular function (GO): protein binding
Source: RefSeq, a predicted model, not a curated record
AAAUAAAUUGGAAUUCAAUUUUUUUCAAAUUUAAUUACUCUGUUCACUGUUGUUUAGUUUAUGUAUGCGUGUAAUAAUAGUUAGUAGUGAGUUUUUGUAAUCUAUUUAUUUUUAUUAAUUUUUAAACAGAAAAAAAUGGAAAAACGUCCUUCCAUCAGUAUUGAGCAACAAGUUCGAUUACAAAUGACUGUCCCUAGAACGUUUCCUAACCAGUGUCAUGUUAUGAAUAAAGGAGCGGCUGAUUGGUCUGAAAAUGGGCUUUUAGCCUACGGAGCAAAUAACCUAAUUGUAAUUAUUGAUACCAUCAAAGUCAUUCCUGUUCAAUGUUUUACUGAUCAUAAGGCAGUAAUAAGAAAGCUUUUAUGGGUUCCUUUUGACUGCGAUUUGGGUGCAUCUUCAGAACUAGUAUCUGCCGAUUUUGCUGGUGAUAUCGCUUUAUGGGAUGUAUGUCGAGGUCGAUGUAUCAUGUGGAUAGACUCUGAUCAAGCCAAACCUGUCAAUGGACUGGAAUGGAUACCUUCACCGUCUAAUAGUGAUUUAUUAUUAUUAGCUGUCCUUUAUUCACCGUUCACAUUUUCCAUAUUAGAUGUAAGAAAAGGCACUCGGCUGUGGAAGAAAACUUUCACUGACACUAUUAAUAAUUUUGCUUUUGAUCCAUUUCAUCUACACAAGAUUGCUUUUUUGUGUCCAGAAUUUAUAUUAUUGUUUGAUAAUUUCGAUCGGAGAACAGUACUUGGAGGCAAUGGGCGAAAAUUGUAUAUCUCAAAUACAGCAGUCGGUGAGAGCACUACUGUUGCUGAAGAGUUUACGAGGCCUAGAACAAGAUUUAAAAGACUUAUGAAAGGUCUAGUACUCGGCGAGACCCAACCCAAACUCGAUGCCACAUUGACGGCUUCUGAAUGUAUUCAAUUCACCUACCAUCACUCGUUACGAAACCAUAUACUCCUUAUGUACCAGCAUGACAUAAUAAUUAUUGACUUAGAAAUUAGUAUGACUGUUGGGGUUAUAAGCAUUGAUCGUUCUCUUUCGUACUUCACACAGAUGUAUUCUUGUAGACAACGUGAUGCCGUAUUUUGUCUUCAAGAGUCUGGAAGUUUAUCGGUCAAGUUGAGGAGAAAACCUAUAGUGAAUUACCUUAUGUCCCCAAUGGAUUCUUCUCCAGUGGCAGUGUCCGGGAAUGAGUCUUCUUCUGAUAUAUAUUUGUGGUAUGAACAUAGAAUUCAAAGUGAAAUUAUUCGGCAAGUGAAAAAUUCCAAAGUGCUUGGAUUUGUUGUAUGUCCUGUCACUGAAAAGCAUAUCGCCGUGAUGUUAAGUACUGGCAAAGUGAUUAUUUUUGAGUUAGAAAAAAUAAUGUCUUCGUCAAAUGACGUAUCGUACUAUUUGGGUCGACGCGAUAACCACAAAAUGUCAUUAAGUAAUACUUUUCCGUCGUUCAACGAUAAUCAAGGAAUAAUACCAAAAGUGCGUUUGUAUCCUCGUGGUAUACUACCUUGUCUGGAAUCGGGGCUAACUAUUAUUAAGUAUUGUCCACCAUUGACUACCAGUACGCGGGCAAGUUACAAACCUCUAUUAGCUGUUGGUACAAAUUCUGGAAAUUUAGUUAUUAUAAACUUGGCUACUGGUUUGACGUUUAAGGAGUAUCAUGUGCAUUCACAUCCAGUCAGAGGGAUAGAAUGGAUUAGUCAACGAUUUAUAAUUUCAUGGUCGUUUUACUCUUAUACAUCUAACACUAAAAGUCAAGUGGUUAUCACCAAUAUACAAUGUGGACAAUCUACUUGUGUACGGACAACAAAAGUAGACGAGCCACACAUUUUGUUUAUAAAAGUAUCGCCGUUGAAGCAGUAUUUCGUAAUAGGAAUCAAAGACGGACCUUUGGAAAUUUGGGAUUUAAAAUCAAUGUCAAUGUUAAGCAAAAUGUCAAAAAGAUUUCCUGCAGCAGUUUGUAUGGAAUGGGUUCAGUGUAAUAUGCCGAAAGGGAAGCGAAGUAGUUUGACAACUUCAACCACUGAAGAAAACGAUGUCGGGUCAAAAUUCCCAGAACAUUUGCUGAUAUCGGAUGUGGCCGGUAAUCUCUAUGCAUUUUUGAUUGAUUCCAAUAGUUAUCUUAAACCAGGAACAAUAAUAGAACCUGGAAUUUUUUUGAAACCUACAAUUUGUCUGACGUGCAAAUUAAAUAUUGCGUUAGAAACAGACAGUGACGGUAACCUUUUUGUAUGGGAUCUUAGCAAUCACACAGAUAAACUAAAGCAACAUAUUAACCGCCUAGAAAUUUGCAAGUUAAAAUUUUCCCCUGGAGCAGGAAACUUCAGGUUUUUAUGCUUAUCAUCAGAUGGUAUUGAUGUUCUCAAUGUAUUCGGGACUCCACAGUCCAUUGAGACCAUUUCGACACUGAAAUCAGACAAAAAAUUGCAAAUAGUCGAUGCUGAUUGGGCAAGUGCCGAACACCCGGUUAUAUUAUUUAGCGAUCAGUCUAUUAGAGUAUUUGAUCUUAAACUUACCAAGUCCUACUCUUCAAUAUACAAUUACGAGUUUGACGAUAAACAAGGACCUCCUAUGAUCUUAGACCGCAAUCUGUGCAAAAUAUUUUUUUUCUGGCUUUCGGUUAACUUGACAAAAGAUUUUAAUACAGCACACGGUUUUAACAAUUAUGAGUUGUCAUUGAUAAGAAAUGCUUGUCGCAGUUUACUUUGGACAGAAAUCAACCUUUGCUCAAAACUAUUGGACAGAGUUCUAACAGUUUGCCAAUCACUCGGACUGCGAAAUGAAGUACAAUUUUGGACGGUUGCAUCAUAUUACAUUUCAACGGAUGAGGAUUGUGUAGCCAACAUAGUACCGCCCUUAGAUUCGUAUUAUGAUACUAUUUGUGACUGUACAACUUAUAGGAAAAUGCAAUUAGAUAAAGUAAUGUUACACGAAUGGAAAAAAGGCGAUUAUUCGCACAUGCGCCGUGUAGCGGACAAAUUUAUGUUGCUCGGUGAGAAAACCAAAGCAUUGGAUUUACUUUUAUCGACAAACGUUAACGAUCCGAAUUAUUAUACUGAUGCAUUAAAAGCAUGUUUAAUUGCAUCAAUAGAUUCAAAUACAAGCAACCAAAGUACUAUAAAAUUAGUUGCAGCAAACUUGAUUUCUGAUAAUAAAAUCGAUGAAGGCAUUCAGCUUUUAUGUAUGAUCGGUAAAGGCUCUCAGGCUUGUCGUUACCUUAUAUCGUAUAAUCAAUGGGAACAAGCCGUAUGGUUAGCAAAAUGUUCUUUACCAAGAGACGAUUGUGAUACAGUGCUCAAAAGCUGGGCCGAUCAUUUACUGACCAAUAGAGAUCAGGAAGGUGCAGUUUUAGUGUUGUUAUCUUUAAAAAGGUUUGACGAUGUCUUAAGGAUUUUGAUAAACAGCGACCGUACUUACAGAGCUGUGUUAUUGAUUUUAGCCUGUCGUCAAUACAAUAUAAGUAUUAAUAGUACAUUAAAAACAGAAGUUAUUGAAAAAUUCAAGCGAGAACUCUAUAUUAAUGGAGCUGAAGGCAAUAUUGUCGACAAUCUUUUUGACAACAAAAUUGCAGAAGAAGAAUAACUUGCUGUGUGAUUGUAUGAUAUUCACUUCUAAUUUAAUGUUUUCAUUUAAUUGUUGUAGAACAUUCCCCAAAUAUUUAUUUUCACAUUGAAGUUUUACUAAAUGUACUUAAUAUAAUUUUUAUCAAAUCCCUUGUGUCUAAGUCAAGUUUCCUUACCCCAAUUUAUUUUGUUAUUUUUUAUUAUAUUGUUUUUAAUAACUUUUACCCAUUUUUGUAUUUAUAUUACUGUGAAACUCCUCUAAGACGGAAUCACACAGCACCGAAAUAAAAUUCCAUCAGGUAGAUUCCAUAGACAGGUUUCACUGUAUAUUAUUUUUUAGUUUUAGUUAAUGAUUCAUUUUUUUAUUAUCAUUAUGAUACAUCUAUAGCAACACCAUUAUUAAUUUUAAAUAUGUAUUGUUGUUUACCUAAAAAAAUGUAUUUUUUAUUUUUUGGGAAGAAAUAUAUUUGAAUGUU